GGCUGAAAACCUACCUGAUCUCAGGAAGGAAGUUGGACCAUGACAUGCCGUGUGGCUGUGUUCAGGGGGGACUGUCGGGUGGAGAUUUUGUUAGCGUCGGCCUGUCUACCUGUCCUCAGCCCCGCACACCGGACCUCAUCCCUGGGGGAGCACAGGCUGCUGAGCCCCUGCUGUCCCACCAACCUCCAGACAGGAUUGGGCCUCCUUGUGUGUCCCGUAGUGUGGUCUUGUCUUCGGGUGCAGAGCAGGGUGACGAUGUGGCUGUGCUGAACGGCUGCCAGGAGGAGCACAAGACCAGCAGUGCCAAAUUCAUCCCAGGUCACAGCCCCAGAGCAGCCAACGGUCUCCUGAGUCCCCCGCUGGAGGAUCCAGUGCGAGCCAGCCAGAGCUCCCUGUGCGACAUGCUCCAGGAGAAAGAGAAGAAGACCAGCACCAGCACGGGUACUGGCACCAGUCUAGGCAUGGCCGGUGGCACAGGGGCAACAGGCACGGGGAUGGACCACUCCGCCCUCAUCCAGCUACGUGCCAAGAACUUCAGAGAGAAGAGUGACGUCCAUUUUGUGGAUGUUAUCAGGGAGGACAGUCUGAUGAAGGACUACUUUUUCAAACCACCCAUCAACAAGAUCAGCCUCAAUUUCCUAGAGAGACCUCUGGAGAAGGCCUACCGCACCAGCUACAAGGAGGAGGUAAAGAACCAGGUGCAGGUGCAGACAUUUGCGAGCUCCACCUUCAGCUCCUUCCUGGAUGUUCUCCUCAGCUGUUUUGUCUUCCUGGCUCUGACACUGGCCUGUUUCCUUCCACCUCUGGUGAGCCCGGCCACUGUGGGCCAUCCGGCUCCCGCUGCCCUGGCCCUGGCUCCCCUGGCUGGCCUGUUGGAGCUGGCCUCCCUGGUGCUGUCCAUACG
Messenger RNA from Epinephelus moara (kelp grouper), 904 nucleotides. Its product is annotated as adenylate cyclase type 9-like. The transcript is spliced from 5 exons. The annotation marks the transcript as partial. The record is from RefSeq and is a predicted model, not a curated record. NCBI's taxonomy places the organism in Eukaryota, Metazoa, Chordata, Actinopteri, Perciformes, Serranidae.